ACAAACAAACAGGGUAUGAAGGAAGGAGACAGCCGUAAGUUUGAGAUGUGGUACGGCAAGCCUGACUCUUCAGAACGGUACACAGUACAGGCCAAGACCAUCUACGUGAAGCAGGCCUGGGUGAAGGAGAUCAGAGACAUCUUAGACAAACACUCACAGGAGGCACAAGAUGUGAAGUCUGCAGUUGAAGCCAGAAUAUCAGCGAUGGAAAGCACCAGCUCCCUUGGCUCCUCCAUUGACACCCCCAGCACCCCGACAACGCCCUCCAGCUCUGGGAGCAGACAGAGGCACGUGUCAGGACCGAGCCCUCGCCGCCGCGGCAGUAACGUCUUCAGCGAGACCAGCUUCGACUCCCUCAUACAUGCUGCUGAGACCCUUGUAGUUGGAGGCUUGUAUGAAGUGUUGGAGACCGUCAUCGUGGACGGGACGGACGAGUUAGAACUGCACAAGGGCGAACAGGUCAAGGUCGUCAGGAGCGGGGGCGACGACUUCUACCUCGUGGAGCCUUUAACAGAUAAAGGGGAGUUGGCUGGAGAGAGGGGCUGGGUCCCAGGCUACCUGCUGAAGAAGACAGGAGGAAAAGAGAUGGCUGACGAUGCCGCCCACUUCGUGACGCCGCUCCGAGAGCUCACACACAGGGAGGGGGAGACCGCCACCUUCUCCUGCCAGUUCGCGGGAACUAAACCCAUCGUCGUCUCGUGGUUCCACGACGGCGUCACCGUGGAGACCGGCGACAGGCUGUCAGUCAUCACCACUGCGCAGCAAAGCUCGCUGCUGAUUGGUCGAACCUUGCCAACGGAUUCGGGGAGAUACGAGUGUGUGAUCAGUAAUGAAGCUGGGACGGAAACUAGCCUAGCAGAGCUGGAUGUCAGGCAGAACAUCUUGCCGCAGCUGGAGCAUCUUGACUUUGUGUCGGCAGAAGUGGGCGACACGGCGGAACUCUGGGUCAUCUUCUCGGGGAGCCCCACACCACAGGUCAGGUGGACACGGGACGACAAGAGCCUGAACACCUGCGACAAGUUCACCAUCACCGAGAAGGACGACAGAACGUGUUUAGCGGUAAACGACGCGGAUUUACCGGACGCCGGAGAGUACACGUGUGAAGUGACGAACGUUGCCGGGACCGUGGUCGGCGCGGUGAGGCUGAAAGUCGAGGCUCUUAACGACGAGCUUCUAACGGACGAUUCUGACGACUUCACCUCCGACAGCUACUCUUCGUCAGAUAACGAGAUGGAUAACGAUGCGUCAAACGGACUCCAGGAUGAGGAACCAUGGGAAGACGAGGUUUUUCCGCCAGAGGGUUACGAACACGACAACAACAACGAACCCCAGCAACCGCCAACUUUCGGACGUAAGUCACCAAACAAUGCUUCUCAGUCUCAGUACUAGUCAGUAUUUUACUGUCUGUGAUCCUUGUAUUGUUGGGUAUUCAAAUCCAACUUACUCAAGACUUUCCGUAACGCCUUUCUUGGACAUAUACAUUCUUGAGUUCACCCAUUUCCUUACAUACUUGUCAUACCUUACAAGAUGCUUUCACUGCCAAAGCUUUGUCUGAAAUGGUUUCAAUCUUGCCUUUUGGAUCAACUUCUUCUAACUGUUUAAUAAAAAAUUUCUUGAGAUUUCUAAA
Molecule: messenger RNA, 1627 nt
Organism: Branchiostoma floridae (Florida lancelet)
Lineage: Eukaryota; Metazoa; Chordata; Leptocardii; Amphioxiformes; Branchiostomatidae
Product: obscurin-like
Exons: 9
Coding region: 16-1389 (457 amino acids)
Molecular function (GO): protein binding
Source: RefSeq, a predicted model, not a curated record